Messenger RNA from Staurois parvus, 488 nucleotides. NCBI's taxonomy places the organism in Eukaryota, Metazoa, Chordata, Amphibia, Anura, Ranidae. The record is from the annotation of a GenBank genome assembly.
AUGCGCCCCUGUACCGCCUCCUCAUGCUGCUGCCAGGUCCAGAGUGUGUCAUGGGCCCCCGUACCGACUCCUCAUGCUGCUGCCAGGCCCAGUAAUCUGUCAUGGGCCCCUGUACCGCCUCCCCAUGCUGCUGCCAGGUCCCAGAGUGUGUCAUGGGUCCCUGUACGGCCCUCCCAUUGCUGCUGUCAGGCCCGCCCAAAUCUGUCAUGGGCCCCUGUACCGCCUCCUCAUGCUGCUGCCCAGGUGUCCAGAGUGUGUCAUGGGUCCCUGUACGGCCUCCCAUUGCUUCUGUCUCUAUCGCCACACUGUGGCUCCACACUCUGGUGGUUUUGGCCCCGUGCAACUGCCCAAAUGAGUGAAGUGUGCGGUGAUUCUAAGAUCGACGGCAACUCAUCUGCAUGUCAUACUGACUGACAGUAUUAUUUCUCUUCCCCAGCAGACUCCAAGGGCAUUUAAAAUUAAAGGUACAGUGUUCUGCACUAAUAUUA